AUGGCAUAUCAAGUUGUAGUUGGGAAUUGUAUGCACAAGUUUGAAUCUUUUCUUUCUAUUUCAACUAAUGUUGAGCUCGUUAAAUCAGAGCUGGACCAUUAUUUGGAAGAGUCUCUUUUACCUAGGACUCUUGAUUUUGAUAUAUUAUCAUGGUGGAGAACAAAUGGCAUCAAAUAUCCUACUUUGCAUGAUAUUUCUAGGGAUAUUUUGACCAUUCCUGUGUCUACAGUUGCUUCAGAGUCGGCAUUUAGCACUAGUGGAAGAAUUGUAAGCCCCCAUCGUAAUCAACUUCAUUCAAAAACUGUGGAGGCCUUGAUGUGUGCUCAAGAUUGGCUAUGGAAUGAGAUAAAAGGUUCAAACUCUACAGCAUUGUUCCAGGGCUACACAUCUGAUAAUGAUGUUGAGAAUGAGGGAUCUUACACUGAAGAAGUUGAAAACAUCACUUUGUGCGAUUAA
This is a messenger RNA of Prunus armeniaca (apricot), 456 nucleotides long. NCBI's taxonomy places the organism in Eukaryota, Viridiplantae, Streptophyta, Magnoliopsida, Rosales, Rosaceae. The record is from the annotation of a GenBank genome assembly.